Molecule: messenger RNA, 1381 nt
Organism: Nothobranchius furzeri (turquoise killifish)
Lineage: Eukaryota; Metazoa; Chordata; Actinopteri; Cyprinodontiformes; Nothobranchiidae
Gene: parp16
Product: poly (ADP-ribose) polymerase family, member 16
Biological process (GO): endoplasmic reticulum unfolded protein response
Cellular component (GO): membrane; endoplasmic reticulum tubular network; nuclear envelope
Molecular function (GO): NAD+ poly-ADP-ribosyltransferase activity; kinase binding; protein serine/threonine kinase activator activity
Source: RefSeq, a predicted model, not a curated record
GUUUGUACUGUCUUUGAAUACAGCGGGACGUCUGCUAACUUAAUGUUAGCAUUUUCACGCAUUGCAGUUAUGUGAGUUGAGCCUGUUAGAAGUGUUGGGAAUGCAGCCCCUCCUGCCACCGGAGGCUGUCAGGGAGCUGGUGAGCUCCUGUCUGCACAGAGACCCAGUAGCUGCUGACCUCCGCUGCAGCCUGUUUGUUGCUGCUGCACAGAGCUACAAGAGGGACUCUUUGCUCAGACCCUUCCCUCCCCGAUACAUAAAUCUUAAGAUACAAAAGGACUUUGAGGAUUUGUUGGCAGAUGUUGACUCAUUGCCUGGUGUGAGAGAUCUGGUGAGACUACAACCUGGAGAGGGAGAUCAUCAUCUGGCUCUUGUACACUGGAUCCUGUCCUCAAAGAGCCUUGCUGUAAACACACUGGAAAGGGAUGAGUAUGCCAAACUUUGUAACCUGAUGGAAAGUGAUUGUACUUCUGCACCUGCGCCCAACUUCCUGUUUGAGCUGGAGUACUCGGAUCACCUGAACACCAGGUUUGAGAAGACUAGAGAAGGGCGAGAGGUUUUCUAUGCAUUCCAUGGGAGCCGACUGGAGAACUUUCACUCAAUCAUUCACAACGGGCUGCAGUGUCACCUCAACAAGAACUCAGUUUUUGGAGAAGGGACCUACCUCACCAGUGACCUCAGCAUGGCUCUGCUCUACAGUCCCCACGGCAGCAGCUGGAGAGAAAGCAUCCUGGGUCCAUUCCUCAGCUGCGUGGCCUUGUGUGAAGUCAUUGAUCAUCCUGAUGUUAAGUGCCAAGUGAAGAAAAAAGAUUCCGAUAUCAUCGAUAGGCGGCGUUCGCGAGCGAGGAACAGCGAGGGUGGUGAUGUACCACAGAAAUACUUUAUAGUCACCAAUAAUCAGCUUUUACGAGUCAAGUAUCUUCUUGUAUACUCUCAGGGGAAACACCUGUCCAGGAAUUCCCGCAGCAGGUCGUGGCUCCUAAGACACCAUUUUGCCAUCAUGAUGAGUCUCUAUCUUCUGCUCCUCAUAUUCAUUGGGGCCUUUAACUCCACCCCCUUCAUCUCCUUCUGGAACAGACUGUUCAAGUGAUGAGAAGACUUGAGAUGUUUAUUAUCUGCAGUGCCUUUCUGAUCAGACCAGAUUGGAGGUCUGUGCAAAGACUGAGUUUUAUACACCUUUAAUACAGUUUCUUCUGACUAUAGUUCUAUUUUUGUUCCAAUAAAUUUAUAUAUAGACAUUCAUUCUUAUAUAUCUUUAUUAGCAGCAACUCUUGAGGAUUUGGUUUUGUUGAGGUAAGAAGGCCACUGUGUAUUUUAAGUAAAAUUUCAGUCUUUAUUGUGUAAUUUGGGUGGUUUAGUAAAGUUCUGGGGGACAAUUUCA